Canis lupus familiaris (dog) is the source of this 921-nucleotide messenger RNA. Its product is annotated as Wilms tumor protein 1-interacting protein-like. The record is from RefSeq and is a predicted model, not a curated record. NCBI's taxonomy places the organism in Eukaryota, Metazoa, Chordata, Mammalia, Carnivora, Canidae. Bases 1 to 663 code for a protein of 220 amino acids. The transcript has 4 exons.
AUGUGGCGUGUGACGUGGAGGUGGGAUGCCCGCCGCUAUGACGCAGCCGGGGCCCGCGGUGACGGCGUCAGAGGUUCACCCGGGGAGGCGAGCGGCAGCGGGACGGGGGAACGGCGGGGUAGCCAAGCAACGCCGGACGCGCUGACGUCGCCGGGGCGGCAAAACGUCCGCCCGGGCCCGAGGCGGGCGGAGGCAGCUGUGGUUACGUGCGGGGGGCCGGUGACGCAGUCGCGGGGCGCUGGGACGCGGCGUGCGGAGCCGGCCGGCGGGGGCAGGCCCCAGGGCCCGGGCGCGGCGGCGGGACGGCACCUACCUUCCCGGCUUCAGGUCCGGGAGUGCGGGGCGCGGAGCCGCCGGAGCGCUGCCUCCCUCCUUCCUCCUCCCCCCGCCCCCGCCCCGCGGCGCGACACACAAUACUCGCCGGAAGCGGAAGCCGCGCCGAGAGGCUCGUGUCAGUGGGAGCCGGGGUGUCGGCCGGCCGCCGCGGGCAGGUCGAGCGGUCCUCGCGGGAGAAGGAGGAGGCGCGGGGCCAGAGCCCCGUCCAGAAGCAGGUGUCGACCGAGGCGGCGGCCAGUUACGUGGCCGACCUGCGGGGCUCAGCUGGCACGUCACUUCCGACUCGGUGACCAUUCCCAGGAGGAAGUGCAUUUCAAAGGUCUAUGAAGAAUGUGUUUACCUGGAGACUGAUUAUUAACAAGACUUUAUGUUGAAUAUGGAAGGAAAGAUAGGGGAAUGUUUAGGUAAAACAAUAUGACAUAGAAUAGGGGUUGGCGAACCUUUCCUGUAAAGAACCGGAUAAGCUGCGUUUUCCUCUUUGAGGCCCAUACCCUUCCUCUGUAUUUAUAAUGUGAAAACAGUGUUAGACAAUACCAAAGGAAUCAGACAUUGCUUUGUUAAUAAAACUUUCUGUAUGGGCACAAA